Molecule: messenger RNA, 2905 nt
Organism: Phyllostomus discolor (pale spear-nosed bat)
Lineage: Eukaryota; Metazoa; Chordata; Mammalia; Chiroptera; Phyllostomidae
Gene: LRRC38
Product: leucine rich repeat containing 38
Exons: 2
Coding region: 850-1758 (302 amino acids)
Cellular component (GO): voltage-gated potassium channel complex
Molecular function (GO): voltage-gated potassium channel activity; potassium channel activator activity; transmembrane transporter binding
Source: RefSeq, a predicted model, not a curated record
CACAGCGCCUGCCGGUCGGGCCCCCGUACACACACCAGCAGCAGGUUCUCGCCUGCGGCUGCCAGGUCCUGACGAGCUCCGGGCCAACACGGAAAGUGCUGACUGGUCCUGGCCUUCCUUUGGGCCACAGCAGAGGCCCUGGUAGCUGCUGGCCUCGCUGAACUCGCCUGCCUCACUGAGAUGCGGGUGGGGCUGGGGGAGAGGGGGAGGAAGACCGGUCACCCCAGAGUUACCCGAAGCCUGCUGACGCCCUGACCAACCCCCCUGAGCAGCCCGGGGCGCGGCCCCCGGGAGUUUAAGGGGAUUGCCCAGGGCGCAGAGCCAGUGACCCGGACUACGCUCCCUUUGGCAACAGGGGUGGCGCGCGGGGAGCGUGCCUUUUGCAUCUGGCAGGCGCCGGGGGUACCGGGCGCAGCGCCCUGGAAACCUCCAGGGUUCGGGGGGCGCUCGGUAACCGAACUUAGUCAUGGAAAGCUCCUGGCCGAGCGCACAGGGCGGAUCUUUUAUCCGGUCCCAGAGGAAAGCUGUCCGGUCCGGUUGGGGCCGCGCUUGCGGCUCGCGUCACUCCCCUGGGAUUUAACAGCGGGUUAAUUUCCCGUCCUGGUCAAUCCUUCUGGAGUCCCUCGCCCCUCCCUCUCCGGCUGUCCGCGCUCCGUCCCCUCCGCCUCGGGCUCCCCCAGUCCGCCCGCGCUACGCUCAGUCGCCCCCGCGCGCCCCGGCGCACGCCCUCCCUGCCUUGACCGCCCUCAGUCUCCCAGCGUCGGGCCGCCGGCCCCGCGCGCAGCCCCGCUCCCGGGCUCGUCCCGAGAGCCGCGCCCGCGUCGCCGCGGCUGGCGCGGAUCCCCGGCCAUGCGCCCCUGCACCGCCCCCCGCGCCCCCGCGGGCGCCGCCGCCGCCGCCGCCGCCGCGCUCCGGCUCUGCAGCCUCCUGCUGCUGCUCCGGCCCGGGCACGCGUGCCCCGCGGGCUGCGCCUGCACCGACCCGCACACGGUGGACUGCCGAGACCGCGGGCUGCCCAGCGUGCCCGACCCCUUCCCUCUGGACGUGCGCAAGCUGCUGGUGGCCGGCAACCGCAUCCAGCGCAUCCCCGAGGACUUCUUCAUCUUCUACGGCGACCUGGUCUACCUGGACUUCAGGAACAACUCGUUGCGCUCGCUGGAGGAGGGCACUUUCAGCGGCUCGGCCAAGCUCGCCUUCCUUGACCUCAGCUACAACAACCUGACCCAGCUGGGCGCCGGCGCCUUCCGCUCGGCCGGGAGGCUGGUCCGACUGAGCCUGGGCAACAACCGCCUGGCGGGAGUGCACGAGGCCGCCUUCGAGACCCUGGAGUCGCUGCAGGUGCUGGAGCUCAACGACAACGACCUGCGCGGCCUCAGCGUGACCGCCCUGGCCGCGCUGCCGGCGCUGCGCACCCUGCGCCUGGACGGGAACCCGUGGCUCUGCGACUGCGACUUCGCCCACCUCUUCACCUGGAUCCAGGAGAACCCGUCCAAGCUGCCCGGAGGCCUCGAGGAGAUCCAGUGCUCCCUGCCCCUGGAGAACAGGAGGGUGUCCCUCCGCGAGCUGUCGGAGGCCAGCUUCAGCGAGUGCAAGUUCAGCCUCUCACUCACAGACCUGUUCAUCAUCAUCUUCUCCGGCGUGGCUGUGUCCAUCGCCGCCAUCAUCUCCAGCUUCUUCCUGGCCACCGUGGUGCAGUGUUUCCAGAGGUGCACCCCCAACAAAGACGCUGAGGAGGAAGAUGAGGACGAGGACGACUGAGCCACCCCUCCCACUCCUUGCUUUCCGGAAUGCACGUGGGUGGCUCCCCUCCGAGAAGAGAGGGAAAUGGCAAAAGGAAAACGACCCCGCCAGUGCCCAGAGCACAGAGCGGCGCUUGCUCGGUGCCUCACACCCAGGCGGGCACAGCGGGCCGGACCUCUGAGCUCAGAGUCUGGAAGCUGCGGAGCCAGGAGCUCAGGAAGGAUUCCUGGAGGAGAGGCUGCCUCUCUGCCUGAGGUGUGUGUGUGUGGGACAUGACUGAGUCGGGCUUCAUAGCCACUGGCUGAAAACCAUCCUAGGGGAUAUGAGACUAGCAGCUCUUGCCCACGAAGAUGAUUUGGGGAUGUCCAUGUCCCUGACCUGGCCCGGGAGACCACGCCACGCAUCUCCUUCCUCCCAAGAGGCAGCAGCUCAGACCGUGGGGGUUGGGGUCUCCGGUCCCUCUCCCGCAUUUGGCUAGAGUGGCACCGAGGAGAGAGCUAAGAACUGGCCACAGGGCGUUUGUUGUUACAUUUCGGUGAGCGGGUUGGGAAAACUUUCGUUUCCGGAACUCAGACCCUGAUCCUUACCUGUACAGGCAGCAAUCCAAAGAGGAAGGACAGGUGUUUCGUUCAGUCGUCAGGGCCUCUGCUCAGAGUUACUCUUCCCUCUGAAAGUGUUUCCCUUCCCUGUCCCCGCCCUCGGCCCCCUGAGUCCCUCCUCAGCCAAACAGCACCUGGCCGUUCUCUGUGCUGGCCCCGUUCCAGGACGUGUGCUAAAACCUUCCUGGUGGCCAGGCUUCCAGAAAGCAGGUGGCAUCAGAGCCACACAAUGGUACCAUAUGACAAACAAACGAACUGGGACUUGGCCUCUGAAAAACCUCCAUCCCUGGCCCUUGGGUGUGUGUGUGACCAUUUUUUGGAGCCUAGGCUGUGACAGGCAGUGUUUUCCAGGGUUGGAAGGCAGCAGGCUGCUCACAGACAAUGUUGAAAGAACGUCCGUCCAGGGCCCAGCGGGUUAAUGCACGACAACAUGGGGCAAACCUUCGGGGCAGCAGCCCUGGGCCUUGCUGGGUCCGGAGUUCGGGUGAGGGGCUCAGGGGAAGCUCCAGGGAUGCUGCUGGGCAUUGCAUCUCCAUUGUUCCUCAUAAUACACACAUGUGUCUGCC